Molecule: messenger RNA, 6292 nt
Organism: Sebastes umbrosus (honeycomb rockfish)
Lineage: Eukaryota; Metazoa; Chordata; Actinopteri; Perciformes; Sebastidae
Gene: nuak1b
Product: NUAK family, SNF1-like kinase, 1b
Exons: 7
Coding region: 1054-3057 (667 amino acids)
Biological process (GO): protein phosphorylation; microtubule cytoskeleton organization; intracellular signal transduction
Cellular component (GO): cytoplasm
Molecular function (GO): ATP binding; tau-protein kinase activity; protein serine/threonine kinase activity
Source: RefSeq, a predicted model, not a curated record
CACCUCCUGCACAUGAUUCCCAGCUACGCCCCUGAAUUCAGCAGCAGUCAUAUCAGAGAUGUGAAGAGGAAGAGAGCACAAAGAGGGAAGGAGGAGGAGGAAGAGGAGGAGGAGGAGAAGGUCUGCAUAAACCCCGCCUCCGGUCUCGGAUCCUCUCGCAAGUCUUAUUCACAGCCUCUCACGUUGAGCAUAGAGAGAGAAACAAGAAGAAAGGCACACGAAGAAGCAGAAGCAGACUGGGGAGCAGCGAACCGACCAUGGCAAAACCUGAACCGUCUCAGCUCGAGAUAGAGAUAGAGAUCGAGUCCGACCACAGCGCGCCUCCUCCAGCCUCGACCAGCAGCUCUGCACGGAGCGUCAUGCAGCCGCACAACAGACCGAGUCCAGAUGAAUGAGGAGCCGUACCUGGGGCCGUGGGCAACAUGAGGGUCAUCUUCAUCCAAAACGCCGGUUUCGUCGCAGCUUUCUCGCCUUUUAGACGUGAGUCGGUGAUGUCUGCAGCGUUUAGGACGACAGAUGAGGAAUCAACCACAGCUAGAUCAUGCAAGUCCACUGAGGAGUGAGGAGACACAUUGAUUUAGUCUUUUUUUAUUUGAUUUGAUUAUUGGGAUAGAGAUUGCACAUACAUUAUAUAGCCAAUAUAUCAUCUUUAAAUCCAACAUCUGAAUACAUAUUUCAUAACAUAUUGGCACUAGAAUGAAUUUGCAUCCACUGAUACAGGACUAUGUAUGAGGUAAUUAUGUACCCAUAAUAGACUCUUUGUGAUUACUCCAUUAGUGGAUUGAUUAGACUAUAUAUAUAUAUAUAUAUAUAUAUAAAUAUAUAUAUAUAUACAUCAUGAAUAGGUAGGAGGAGGAGAAGUCAGUUCACUUUGAUCAUUUGAUCAACUAAGACAAUCUGGAAAUGUUAGUUUCCACAUGUAAUAAUAGGCUAUGACUAGUAGGCUACACUUGUAAUUUAUUUAUUUAUUAUUAUUAGACCUAUAAGUAUUAUAUUAUCAAUUUAUUUUUUAGCUAGUUAGUGAAAUAUUUAGGGUUAGGGUUCCCUAGUGAGAUGGAAACCACUUAUUUAUCGCCCCACCGGGGGGCAACCCGUCCCGAGGCCCAGAGAGGCCGAACCUCAGCGGGCAAACCGGCGGGGGGUGACCUCUCACCUCCAGCUACACCUCCAGCUACACCUCCAUCCCCAUCCCUACCUGCCGGCAACUCACCCGAAGAGUCCCCGGCGAGCAGCGAUGGGCGGAGGAACUCGGGUGUGAAGAAACACCACCACAAGCACAACCUGAAACACCGCUACGAGCUGCUGGAGACGCUGGGAAGAGGCACCUAUGGAAAGGUCAAGAAGGCCAUCGAGCGACGCACCGGCAGAGAGGUGGCUAUCAAGUCGAUUCGGAAGGAGAAGAUCAAGGACGACCAGGACAUGGUUCACAUCCGCCGAGAGAUUGAGAUCAUGUCAUCCCUCCGCCACCCACACAUCAUCUCUAUAUAUGAAGUGUUUGAGAACAAGGACAAGAUCGUGAUCGUGAUGGAGUAUGCCAGCAAGGGCGAGCUGUACGACUACAUCAGUGAGCGCCGGCGCCUGAGUGAGCGGGAGACGCGACACUUCUUCAGACAGAUAGUCUCCGCCGUGCACCACUGCCACAAGAAUGGAGUGGUGCACAGGGAUCUGAAACUGGAAAAUGUGCUACUGGAUGAAAACUGUAAUAUUAAGAUUGCUGAUUUCGGGUUGUCCAACCUCUACCACAAGGACAAGCUGCUGCAAACCUUCUGUGGCAGCCCGCUCUACGCUUCACCAGAGAUCGUCAAUGGGAGACCUUACCGUGGCCCAGAGGUGGACAGCUGGGCUCUGGGGGUGCUGCUGUAUACCCUGGUCUACGGGACCAUGCCAUUUGAUGGGGGAGACCACAAGAACCUCAUUCGCCAGAUUAGCAACGGCGACUACAAAGAGCCCACUCAGUCCUCAGAUGCCCGUGGACUGAUCCGCUGGAUGCUGAUGGUGAACCCUGAGCGCCGGGCCACCGUGGAGGACAUCGCCAACCACUGGUGGGUGAACUGGGGCUGGAAGAACAGUGUGUGUGACUGCGAGACCCAACGCGAUCACGGGGGCUCGCCCAUGCUGGCCCGCUUCAUCGACUGGCAGAACCGCACUGAGCCACGUGGUUCUGGAGCCAAGGCUGCAGCCAUGCCCACGCUGCUGCGCCAGAGGCCCAAGAAGUCCAAGAAGGAAAACGUGGAGGCGGGACAGGCCCACUGCGGAGCAGAAGACAAGCCGGGUCUGAAGAGACCCAAGGGGAUUCUGAAGACCCGGGUCACUGAGGAGCAGCGGUCUGCCAGUCUGGACGAGGUGGAGUUGGGCCAGGCGGCGCUGCCUCAACAAGACGAAGGGGGAGAGGAAGCCUCGAGCCCAGAUCAGGAGGAAGAGGAGCUGAGUCUGGGAGGAGGCUCGCCAGCUAAGAUGGUGCCCUCUCUGCCCAGGAAAGGCAUCUUGAAGAACAACCAACAGCGGGAAUCAGGGUACUACUCCUCGCCAGAGCGCAGCGAGUCCUCCGAGCUUUUAGGGGGUGCCAGCAUGUCUCUGCUGGCCACCUCGCCGCCUAGGAGAGCGAUGGGGAGAAAGGGCAUCUUGAAGCGAAAUGGCAAGUACUCCACCUACAGCGGGCCUCCCUCAGCGGCGGCGGUGGCCGGUGUCCUCGGCGAGCCCUCUCCUUCAACCGACUCCGGUCUGUCCCGCAGUCAGAGCCGGCCCUCCAGUAUAGUCGGGGAGGACAGCUCUGUCUUGUCCCUGUCGCCCAGCUCCCUCGGUGGCGCCGAGUGGCACUCCUCCACCCACAACCACCGCCCAAACAUCAGGGCCUGCGUCUCGGCCGAAAACCUGCUGCAGCUCGCCAACUUCAAAGGCUUCCAGGCGGCACCGCCGCACCAGGGACCCAAGUUCAGCCGUGGCCCCAAAACGAAAGGCUCCCCGGGGGACAAUGGCAGCUUCUCCUUGCUGGGGGACCUGGAGGACAUGACUCAGGUGUACCAGCAAGCCCUGGACAUCAGCAGCAACCUCACCUAACAGACGGGUGGCAGAGAGAGAGGAAGCAGAGGGAUUUGAACAUGACUGUGUGUGUGUAUGUGUGUGUGCAGAUGUUUCUAGGUGGCAUUAACGACCAGUGUGUUACUGGGAUACACCUUUUGGGAAGUAGCGGUUUUCCAAAUGGGGCUGAAAUCUUGAUGGAAAUGAUAUGUUUUAUUCGCACAUACAUACACACACACACACACAGAUGUACACACUUCUCUGGCCAGAGGAAAUCCAGUUAGAGGAGCCGGCACGAGAGAAUGCCACCCAGUCUGCUUUCUCGGCCCGCCCAUAGACUUUGCUGUGUUCAACAUGUUUACAUAUUCAGCAAGAAAGGCAAGUUAGAAUCACAAACGCAGCAACCAGAAACUGGUUGGCUCUCCUUGAACGCCACCCGUUUUGAGUUUACAAAAGCACCUUAAAACUCACACAGAGCACAUGCUUUUGUGAUCUUUACUUCCUUUAUAAAAAAAAAAAAGAAACAAACCAGGGUCUUGUUCCAAAAAUAACUGACAUUGCUGAUUAUUUAUUAAUAUUUUCGUAGCUUUUAGUUUUUAAGUGCAAAACUGGUGGGGCGCUGGCUGUUACUGGAAGAGUCCAAAAGUCUCCAACUCUUUGUGUGGAACUGACAUAUAUAAUUAUGUUGCUCAGUGAUGAGAAACAUAUAUAUACUCAGCAUAUAUAACUGCGUCUGCGCAUUUAAAACACGCAGGCAAAUAUACCUUCAUAAAAGCGUAUGUCCUAUAUAUGUGUAUGAUACUAGGGAAUAUGUAGGAAGUGCCUUUUUUGAUUCAUAAUGACAAAUUAUGUAUGUCAUUUCCUUUUAAAGUGGAGGGAAAAAGCCAGACCGACCUGUCACCAGUUGUGCUUUUUUUUUUUUUUUUUUUUUUCUUUUAAAUGUUAUUUGUGAAUGUGGAGAGACCCAGGGCCUUCAGCGCACAGCUGACUAGCUUUACUUGUUUUGGGGGGUUCAAAGGUCAAUCUCAGAUCAAACAGUCUCGUCUCCUCCUUGUAGAAUCACACACAGACAUGCCAGAAAGACCUCCUCUGUGUUCUUUGUCAGUGUUUAAGCCCGUAGUUUGGUUUGUCAGCAGUUUAGGUGGUUUGGUUUGAGCACGGAUUUGCUGGCAGCACCAGAGGUCUGGAGGGACUCACCUAGCGGGGCAUUUAGUGGAGGGAGAUGGCGCAGACACCAUCUCACAGUCCUGGAAUGUGCCUGGCUCUCUUAACCUCGGUUGCUUCUUAUUUUCAAGGCUACCUGAUAAAACAGGCUGUUUAGUGAGUUUUGUUUUGUUUUGUUUUUACCAAAGACACAUACGGUGGUUUCCGUUGUCAGACUAGUUAAUAUUUCACCCAGAGAUCUUCAAAAGAGCUAAACAAGGCGGUUUGUUUAGCCUGCUGAUGACACAGCACAUUCCUCAGACAGGAGACGUGUCGGUGCUAGAGAUCUCUAUCGGCCCCGGCUCCGACUCAGCACAGGUGGGAUCUGCGGUGCUGCGCUCAGCCCUCCAGCUGUGUAUACUAGUCCAUUAUGUCAACCAAGCACAAUUAGCCAGCUAUUGUUUUCAUUUUGAGUGUAAAGAGAGAGAGAGACGGCGCAGUAGAGAUUUAUAGCUAGAGGGGAGAAGAAAAGGGUGUGAAAGAAAGAGUGACGCUUGGAGAGGUGGUGAGAUUAGAGAGGACUUUCCUGCUGUGAAACGCAGGAAAAGGUCGAGGAGUUAGAUUUAUUUUUUGAAGGAAUCGUUAAGUAGAAUAGUGAAAGUAAAGAAAGUGAGUAGAAAGAGUAGAUGGAAAGUUGUUUUUAUACCAAAGCUUUGGCAUGAUUCAGGGGAAUAGAUAGGUCAGGGAGUAAUGUGUCUUUGACUUGGUGAAUGAAAUCAUCCCCACAUUGUUUUUACCUCACGUUUUGUUUUCUUUUUUGAGUUUUUAUUUGAGAUGCCGGCGGCUGUUGAUACAGCUUGUCUCGAGGGUCAGUCAGCGUGUGAUUUGUGCGUCCUGCAUGGCCUCAGAUAGUUGUGUUACACUUUUCCACUGCAGCAGAAAAAAAACAGUGGGAGAACGGUGACUGACAUCAUCCAGAAUAUCAAAUGAUGCGGAUGGAAAACCACGCAGUAGAUGACCCCGAGGAAAUAGAUCACAUGUUGAAUGUUUUCAGUGGUUCCUUCCUCCGGUGUGUGUGUUGGUGUGUGUGAAGCAAAAAGGUCCUGGGUAUUGAUUCACAAUGAAAGACCGUAUUAUAUUGCAUUUUUAUUGCCUUUUUUUUUUGUAUUGCAUUUUAUUGUCAACUGGAUUUACAGUGAGAAAAUUAUACUAUGUUAGUAUUUUUGUUUUAUUAUGCUUCUGUUUUUGAUUUUCCAAAAUAUAAGAAACUUUAUGUUGCUUUAUGUUAUGGCAGAAAAUAACGUCCUUCCAGAAACGGACACAUCUGAUCUGAAGUUUGCUACACCAGUGUGGGUGAGAGAAGCCCUUUAACAACCUCUAAAUGGCAAAACAAAACAACUGAAUUAAUUGGAAUAGGGCAAGAAUAUGAACAAAUAUAUCAAUAGCUGACUCUUAAGAAAAAAGCAUUUGCACCUCUACCAUAGCAGGGGAGGUUCCAAAAUGCUCAUCAGGAGGAAAAAGGAAAUAAAGCAACGGAAAGAAUCUGAUGAUGAAACUCUAACGCUGCCAAACUGGAAAUACGUGGUGCAUAUCUGUUAGUUAGCAGAAAGUCUAAUCAUAGGAACACUUGACUGGAUAUUGUUAUGACAAUAAUAAUAAAUUAGUAUUAUUAUGUUAUUUAAGUAUUAUUUUCGUUACGGCUCAUUACUAUUGAUGGCUAUUGCCACAGUCCUGGACUGCCAAGGUGGAUUAAGUUGCGUGCCUUUGGUAUCUUUUAUGAACCUUUUUUUUUUUUUUUUGAUAAUGAAAAAUAUUAUCGAUGUGUUUUUAUACUUGUAUUUAUUGGUGAUCAAGCCAUUUAAUUUGUUGUCAAAAUCCUCCCUUGUUCAUGCUUUGACCUGCUUCGGACUGUGUGAUGUGUUCAGGACGUACUGCACACAAAACAAUGUGAGCGUUAUAGAGAGUGGUAUCAUCUCAUUGUGAAGGCGGCGGUCAAGCGUGUAUUUUUUUAAGAUUAAAAGGUCCUCAAAUCCUGUAAAAAUGUCUUAAUUCAUCCAUCCGGGUGUAUUUCUACUCAACACAAUGCCUCUGUAGUACUGUAUCAACUCAAAUAAAUGGAUCUUGAAAGUUA